This is a messenger RNA of Mizuhopecten yessoensis (Yesso scallop), 3025 nucleotides long. RefSeq names its product deoxyhypusine synthase-like. NCBI's taxonomy places the organism in Eukaryota, Metazoa, Mollusca, Bivalvia, Pectinida, Pectinidae. The transcript has 10 exons. Gene Ontology annotation, cellular component: cytoplasm. Gene Ontology annotation, biological process: peptidyl-hypusine biosynthetic process. Gene Ontology annotation, molecular function: deoxyhypusine synthase activity. The record is from RefSeq and is a predicted model, not a curated record. Bases 486 to 1607 code for a protein of 373 amino acids.
UACAUUGAUUGUUGACUGGGUUGCAUGUUGCAUACGACAUAACGAUUGCAUGCAGUCCGCGACACAUUAUAUCGACUGGAGGAAACAACAAUAACUAUUACCAGCUGUUAACAUCGAUUGGUGCAUCAGUAGCCUCUAUAUGUGACGAAUAGAAGACUGUCACCGACUGAUAAUUAUGAGGCCCUAGUAGCUAAAGACUUGCUAUACCACCCUGAGGCCAGCAAAGAUAAUUAAGUCAACUCAGCUUCAUAAGAGACUCAACUCGGGACACGACUUACAGUUAAAGUAGAGUCACCUCAGAACUAACAGAGAUUGAGGAAUUACCUUAUAGAAGUCCAACAGACAGAUAACUGCAAGUCACAGCCAACUAAAACAGGGAGCUUGAAGACACCAUACAGAACUGUUACAUACAGAGAUAAAUCACCUCGGUCAAAUCAAAUCAGUUCACUUCUGCAGAGACCCCAGAGCAGUCAACACAGGUGAAGAUGUCUACAUCUGGAUCAGAUCAGAUUGGCGGACCACCUUCCAUGGCAACAGAUGCUGUGUUGGUCAAGUGUACACAACCAAUCCCAGAUUCUGUCCCAAAGGUCAAAGGUUAUGACUUCAACAAGGGAAUUAACUACCAUGAGCUCCUCAAGACCUAUGCUUGCUCAGGAUUCCAGGCCAGCAACUUUGGAUUGGCUGUUAAGGAAAUUAAUAAAAUGAUUGAUAAGAAGAUGGAACCAGUCCCCCUGGACAGACAGGAGGAGAUCAAUUUGAAUCCUGUCGGGCGAAAACGAUCCAACUGUACUAUCUUCCUCAGUUACACCUCCAACCUCAUAUCAUCAGGUGUCCGGGAGAUCUUCAAAUACCUUGUACAGAACAACAUGGUCGAUUGUAUAGUUACAACAGCUGGAGGUGUAGAAGAGGACUUUAUCAAGUGUUUAGCACCAACAUUCACGGGUGACUUUAGUCUCAAGGGCAAGGAACUGCGUGAGAAAGGCAUCAACAGAAUCGGGAACCUGCUCGUACCCAACGACAAUUAUGGCUUGUUUGAGGACUGGCUAAUGCCUAAACUGGACAUGAUGCUCAAAGAACAACAGGAAGAGGGUACCCUAUGGUGUCCGUCUAAGUUUAUCGCUCGACUUGGCAAAGAGAUUGACAACCCAGAGUCAGUGUAUUACUGGGCCUACAAGAACAACAUUCCUGUGUUUUGUCCAGCACUCACUGACGGUUCUAUAGGAGAUAUGCUGUACUUCCAUUCCUACAGAAAGCCUGGUCUAGUUUUAGAUAUCAUUGAAGAUAUCAGAAGGAUGAACAACCAGGCAGUAUAUUCUAUUAACACUGGUAUGAUUAUCCUGGGAGGAGGCCUUGUCAAACAUCACACCUGUAACGCUAACCUAAUGAGGAACGGAGCAGACUUCUCUGUGUAUUUGAACACAGCCAGUGAGUUUGAUGGCAGUGACGCUGGUGCUAGUCCUGAUGAGGCCGUGUCCUGGGGCAAGAUAAAGAAGGAUGCUACCCCUGUCAAGAUUUGUGCUGAGGCUACUCUGGUGUUUCCCCUACUGGUCGCAGAGACGUUUGCUCGCAGGGAAAAGGAAUACAAGACUCUACAUGAAUCAGACUGAACCUACUCCUGUUUUUGUAUGUCUGAUAGACUACUAUAACAGUACAUAAUAGUUCUGAUGACAUAGGUUGAAGGUUGAAGAAUACGUGUAUGUGCCAUGUAGCCACACAUUUGACAUGACAUUUUGAUGCUGAUCAUUGUUCUGGGUGACCAUGUACAUUUAUAUGUAUGUUGUUCAUUUAUAUACGUAUCAUACUACACACAGAAUCAAGACUUUGUUUUGUAUUUGUCUAAAAUGGUUUCUUGUGUCAUAAAUCUUACUCUUCUGUGCAAGAUUUUUCAGCUCUUUAUAUUUAUUUGUAGUUAACAAUUCUAAUUGUGAAAUGUUACAUGGACUAUGUUUUUAUAUAUUGUUGAGGGUACGCUUCUGUUUACCUACCGGGCCACCUGGGUCAUGAAACAGGCUGUUUUGAUUGUCAUUAAGAUAAAAUAAGAACUCGCAAUGACUAUAGGUGACAAAUAGUUUUUCUGUCCCAUUUUUGUUCUUGAAAAGAGUUCACAAGUUUUCUAUAUCAUUUUCAAUUUAUUCAUUUUUGUUCAAAUCCCAUGAACAGUAGCAAUAUUGUUAAUUUGAAUGAUAAAGAUUUAAGGCAAAUGUCGAAUUCGGGUGAUUUCUGUUUAUUCUUCGCAAAAGGGGUGUGGUACCCUUUAUCCCCGUCUCACACAGUCUGUAUAUGUGUAUCAUGAUACAUAAAUGUUAUACAUAUAUAUCCUUAUGAUGGGAUGGAGAUCUGUAGAAGUAAUAGGUGUUUGCAUACAAAGUUUCCAUAUAUGGUCAGUUUGAGUGUAACCCUGCGGGGCAGUAAAUACUCUUUUUAAAACAGUAAAAAAAAAAAAAUCCUGCUGAAAUUCUUCAGUUUCCUGAACCACAAAUCCUAUCCAAUCAUUGUAACCCUCAGAAGUUAUUUUUGGUUCCAUAUAAUUUCAUUUUCCUAUCUUAUAUAAACAGAUAUAUAUACAUGCUCGGAUAAAAAUGUUGGUGUAGUCUGUUUAAAGUGUAUACAUACAUGUACAUUGCUCACCAGUCCAAGGGAGGAAAGCCUGCUCUCUCCUCCCUAUGACAUCACAGCCAUUGCUCCCAUAGGUGUCAUGUCAACUUGUUCUUGGCGUAGUUAGUUUAGAUAGCAUAGACAGAGUUCUACCUGUACAUCGAAAAGGAAUAUACUAUGACAUAUUUACCAAACUUUACUUUAUUUUACUAGUUUACUUUGAAAGACUGUGCAUUGUGGCAUGGUGGCCAGUUUUGGUACACCCGUGUUACAUCAGGGGAAAUAAACUUGGUGUGUCUCCACACUACUGGACCAUACAGACAGCUGAUCUGUUUUAUCGCUUGGAUUAUUUGUGGAAUAUCUUUUUCUUUUUAAAUAAAUGUUGAUUAAUAGAAUCUUCCCCUGCCUUGAGGGUGUGACAGAGAAAUCU